AUGCCUCCGGACAGGACUAAGAACAGAUGUCCUCCAAAGAACGCACUUCUUAGGGUAAAGGGGCUUGCUCAAAACAGAAAUUCUCCACAAGGUUCGCAGAUUUCCCACUCUAUCUGUGGGAUGACUGGGAGCUACCCAACUGGAGAAAACAUCUCGCUGAAAAAUUUGUACUCGUAUAUCAAAGACAGAACAAGCGAAAACCAUCUGAAGUGCGAGGGUAAUCAUUAUGUGCUUCCACAAGAUUGUGUAGCGAGAUAUUGCUCGCUAUGCUGGAAACAACGAGAUACGCUAGUGGAUAACCAGCAUCAGUUUAAAGUUGCGAAGGACGCAAAUAGUAUCCUUGAAAAGCUCCAAUUUGAGGUCAAGCCUACUAGUGGGGUGCCAGGUAAAGCUAUGAGAACACUGAAAGCAAAACUCAACGCAGAACACUGUCGCGGGAUUUUGAAUCGAGCCCUGAUGCCCCGAGACAGCAUUUUGCUACUUCCGACGUUCAAUGUAGAUGGAAAUAAGGGAAAAUAUGCGGAAAUUCGAGUUGGGCAAACUACACGUCAAAUAUGCGAUGCUGUGGUUUCCUAUUAUGAUGAAAAGUUCAGACACGUACCUACUAAUAAUGGCCAGCAGCGAGUUUCUGUGCACGGUAUUAUACCCAUUGAAGACUUAUGCUCCAAUGACACUGAAACAUCGUACUAUGGGCUAUUAUGUACAGUUCAACUGAGGUAG
Messenger RNA from Bipolaris maydis ATCC 48331, 720 nucleotides. RefSeq lists its product as uncharacterized. The record is from RefSeq and is a predicted model, not a curated record. NCBI's taxonomy places the organism in Eukaryota, Fungi, Ascomycota, Dothideomycetes, Pleosporales, Pleosporaceae.